This is a messenger RNA of Ruditapes philippinarum (Manila clam), 3961 nucleotides long. Its product is annotated as fibropellin-1-like. NCBI's taxonomy places the organism in Eukaryota, Metazoa, Mollusca, Bivalvia, Venerida, Veneridae. The coding region runs from base 439 to 1134 and encodes 231 amino acids. Gene Ontology annotation, cellular component: protein-containing complex; plasma membrane. Gene Ontology annotation, biological process: heterophilic cell-cell adhesion; establishment or maintenance of epithelial cell apical/basal polarity. The record is from RefSeq and is a predicted model, not a curated record. Gene Ontology annotation, molecular function: calcium ion binding. The transcript is spliced from 5 exons.
UCAUCUUAGAAAUUUUAACCCAAAUAAUAUCGUCUUGUGAGGUAAAAACUAAAGUAUCAUCUGUGACUAAAUUAUUUCUUAAAUAAAUUAUAAAACCGCCUGAAUUACGUUUCGCUGAACGUUUAAUGUCAGUUCUAUUUAAAACAAAAUAUUCGAAACCAUCAACAUGUAAAUUUGAUAAUACAUCUGUCCAUGUUUCUGUAAAUAAAAUACAAUCAUUAUUACUAAAAAAUUUCCUUUAUAUAGUCAGAUUUAAAUUUAUCAGUCUUUUACUACAUAAUCCGUUAAUGUUCAUAUACGCGCAACGAACUGUGAUCUUCUCCGCUCCGUCCUACCCUUUAACCCCGCGCACGCGCUUUUGAGCAGCCGUGUUAUUGUCGCUUCUAUUAUUAGAAACAGGGAAAUUCCCAUUUCUGACAGCUGUCAAAUCGCGUCUAUAUGGGCUUGCGGAAUGUUUUCGUCGCAAAGUACGCUCUUUUGUACGUGAUAUAUGUGAUCCACUACCUUCUACCACUUUGGCAUAUGUUUGACUAUCUGAACUCAUAUUGUAUGAUGAUUGCACUUAUAAAAAAUUACACUGAUUUUGAGAAUAUAGAUGACUGCAUGACUAAUCCAUGUAUCAACGGAGGUAUUUGCACAGACCUUGUCAAUGGAUAUACCUGCACAUGCUUGGCUGGAUAUUUUGGAGUCAAUUGUUCUGCUGUUGUAGACAAUUGUGAAGAGAACCCAUGUGAAAAUAAAGGAACGUGUGAGAAUAAAAUAAAUACACGGAUAUGUCAUUGUGUUGAUGGCUAUGAUGGUAUUAACUGUGAAAUAGAUAUAAAUGACUGUGAAAACAACCCUUGUCAAAAUGGCGGAAGUUGUACAGAUUUAGUAAAUGGUUAUAAAUGUGCUUGCGUGAAUGGAUAUGAAGGAACCAAUUGCCAAACAGAUAUCAAUGAAUGCUCAACCGAUCCAUGCAAGAAUGGUGGUACCUGUAAAGAUCUAGUUAAUGCAUAUGAAUGCGAAUGUGUUGCUGGAUACGAAGGCAAAAACUGCAAUAAUGGUAAGAGUACCAUGCAAGCAAAUGAUAAACAAUUUUUUAAAAGGGAAAACCCUUUUGACAAAAUGGCAACAUUUAACGAAAGAAAAUAGCAGUUUUUAUUUUUUAAAUAUCUAUCAUUUUUGUCUAUUAGUGUCGUUACUUUGGAGGGGUUAUAUCAUGUACAGUACUGAUAUGUGCAUUUUAAUCAAUUUCAGGUGCGAUAAAAAGAUGGCAUACAUUUUUUUAUCUAUUUCUUUGGAUUUUUAUUCUCGUUCACGCGACAUAGUCAUCGUUUGCUACGUGGCAAAGAGAUAUCAUCUCGAUUAAUAGAGAUGAAUAAGGUCACAUGUCGGCUCUGUGCCUACAAAGUUUCAUGCUGAUACCUCUUAUACUUUUAGAGUUAUGUCCCGGACAAACUUCAAAGUGUAAAAUAAACAAAGGGGGAUAAUUCAAAAAUUAGGCAAGGCAGAGUUACGGUUCUUGUGCACUGCACACCUACUCAAUGAGAUCUAUCUACCUACAAAGUUCAUGUUGAUACCUCUUAUACUUUUAGAGUUAUGCCCCGGACAAACUUCAAAGUGUAAAAAUAAACAAAGGGGAAUAAUCCAAAAAUUAGGCAAGGCAGAGUUACGGUUCUUGUGCACUGCACACCUACUCAUUGAGAUCUAUCUACCUACAAAGUUUCAUGUUGAUACCUCUUAUACUUUUAGAGUUAUGUCCCGGACAAACUUCAAAGUGUAAAAAUAAACAAAGGGGAAUAAUCCAAAAAUUAGGCAAGGCAGAGUUACGGUUCUUGUGCACUGCACACCUACUCAAUGAGAUCUAUCUACCUACAAAGUUUCAUGUUGAUACCUCUUAUACUUUUAGAGUUAUGUCCCGGUCAAACUUCAAAGUGUAAAAAUAAACAAAGAGGAAUAAUUCAAAAAUUAGGCAAGGCAGAGUUAUGGUUCUUGUGCACUGCACACCUACUCAAUGAGAUCUAUCUACCUACAAAGUUUCAUGUUGAUACCUCCUGUUGUUUCAAAGUUAUGUCCCGGACAAGAAAAGGGGACGGACGGACGGACGGACAGACGGACGGACAAGGCGGCGACUAUAUGCUCCCCCGAAAUUUUUCGGGGAGCAUAAAAAUGUAAAAGGCCGAUGAUUAAAGUUUUUCAUUCAAUAUCAAGUUAAUAUACAAUAUUCGAUAUUGAAACAAUCUUAUUUAAACCUUUUUAGCUCGACUAUUCGAAGAAUAUGAGAGCUAUUGUAGUCGCCCCGGCGUCGGCGUCAGCGUUGGCGUCAGCGUCCGCGUCGGCGUCUGCGUUGGUUAAAGUUUUUUGUAAAGUCAUAUAUCUCAAUCAUUACUUGACAUAUUCAAUUGAAACUUACAAUACUUAUUUAUAGUAACAAGGUACAUUAGAUUGACAAUUUGGAUAACUCUGCCUACAAUAUUGACAGAAUUAUGCCCCUUUUUAACUUGGAAAUUUUGGUUAAAGUUUUUUGUAAAGUCAAAUAUCUCAAUUAUUGCUUGAGAUAUUCAAUUGAAACUUACAAUACUUAUUAAUAGUAACAAGGUACAUCAGAUUGACAAGUUGGAUAACUCUGCCUACAAUAUUGACAGAAUUAUGCCCCUUUGGAACUUACAAAUUUUGGUUAAAGUUUUUUUGUAAAGUCAAAUAUCUCAAUUAUUGCUUGAGAUAUUCAAUUGAAAUUUAAAAUACUUUUUAGCUCACCUGUCACAAAGUGACAGGGUGAGCUUUUGUGAUCGCUUUUCGUCCGUCGUCCGUCCGUCCGUCGUCCGUCCGUCCGUCCGUAAACUUUUACUUUAAAUGACAUCUCCUCAUAAACCACUAAGCCAAUUUCAUCCAAACUUCACAGGAAUGUCUCUUUGGUGGUCACCUUUAAAAAUUGUUCAAAGAAUUUAAUUCCAUGCAGAACUCUGGUUGCCAUGGCAAUCAAAAGAAAAAACUUUAAAUAUCUUCUUUUAAAAAACCCAAAGAGCUAGAGCUUAGAUAUUUGGCAUGAAACAUCUUCUAGUGAGUGUCUACAAAGUUUGUUCAAAUAAAAGCCCUGGGGUCAAAAUUGGCCCCGCCCCAGGGGGUCAUUGAUUUUCCCUAUAUGCAUAUAGUAAAAACUUAAAAUAUCUUCUUUUAAAGAACCCAUAGAGCUAGAGCUAAGAUAUUUAGCAUGAAACAUCUUCUAAUGGGUGUCUACCAAGUUUGUUCAAAUAAAAGCCUUGGGGUCAAAAUUGGCCCCGCCCCAGGGGGUCAUUGAUUUUCCCUAUAUGCAUAUAGUAAAAACUUAAAAAAUCUUCUUUUAAAGAACCCAUAGAGCUAGAGCUAAGAUAUUUAGCAUGAAACAUCUUCUAAUGGGUGUCUACCAAGUUUGUUCAAAUAAAAGCCCUGGGGUCAAAAUUGGCCCCGCCCCAGGGGGUCAUUGAUUUUCCCUAUAUGCAUAUAGUAAAAACUUAAAAAAUCUUCUUUUAAAGAACCCAAAGAGCUAGAGCUAAGAUAUUUAGCAUGAAACAUGUUCUAAUGAGUGUCUACCAAGUUUGUUCAAAUAAAAGCCCUGGGGUCAAAAUUGGCCCCGCCCCAGGGGGUCAUUGAUUUUCCCUAUAUGUAUAUAGUAAAAACUUAAAAAAUCUUCUUUUAAAGAACCGUAAGAGCUAGAGCUUAGAUAUUUGGCAUGAAACAUCUUCUAGUGAAUGUCUACCAAGUUUGUUCAAAUAAAAGCCCUGGGGUUAAAAUUGGCCCCGUCCCAGGGGGUCAUAGAUUUUCCCUAUGUGCAUAUAGUAAAAACUUAAAAAUCUUCUUUUAAAGAACCCAAAGAGCUAGAGCUAAGAUAUUUAGCAUGAAACAUCUUCUAAUGAGUGUCUACCAAGUUUGUUCAAAUAAAAGCCCUGGGGUCAAAAUUGGCCCCGCCCCAGGGGGUCAUUGAUUUUCCCUAUAUGCAUAU